Protopolystoma xenopodis is the source of this 318-nucleotide messenger RNA. NCBI's taxonomy places the organism in Eukaryota, Metazoa, Platyhelminthes, Monogenea, Polystomatidea, Polystomatidae. The record is from the annotation of a GenBank genome assembly.
AUCGCGACAUCCGACCUUUGGGAGCUGGCGAAGGAUCGCCGGCGCCUGCAGUGCUUGCUAUCCUACAUAGCUGAGAAGUGUCUCCUUGCCUCUGACCUUAUUGAACCUGACCUUGUAGAGCCUUUGUAUCUUGCCCGUGUACAUAUUCGGAAUCAGGGUUCACCUAUCUUUGAUACGACUCUUCGAUUCACACUUUCAGCUCUCUGGAACCUUACUGAUGAAUGCCCAGAUGCUUGCCUCGGCUUUGUGCAGGAAUGCGGAUUACGUAUAUACGAGAAAAUGUUGGAGCAUAGAACAGCUUUUGGACGGCUUCCCUAA